AUGUUAAAUUCAAGAACGACGCCUCCUGUUCGAAUUUUACCAAAUAAUAAAGUUUAUAGACAAUUAUUUGAUGCACAAGUCCAAUUAAGUGAUGCUUAUAAUCGAGUACGAAAUAAUCAAUUAUCAAGAUCUAUUAAUAUUACUUCACAACCAGAAUCUAUACCACUUGUACGAAAUAUCAGACCACAUGCGGCACAAAAACAAAAAUGGUUGACGAGUAUGUCAUAUAGUAAUGAUACUAGUAUCAAUCCAAUAACAAUAGCAUUUCAUGACGAGCGAAGGCGACGUCAAAAUGAACAACAACAAGAAUUAGAUGAAUUAAAACGUGAAGUUUUUAAUUUACCUGAUGAUAUUGAAUAUAUUGAGAGUGAAAAAAACGAAGAAUCUGCUGAUGCUACUAAGAAAGGUAGCAUAACAGAGCGAUUAGCAGUGAGUCGACAAGUUAAAUAUGAUCAAUUAUGGGCAGAACUUUUAAAUAAAAUAUCUGAAACCAAUCAAACUUUGCUAGUUGAACUUGAAAAAAUUACUCGACAAUGUAAUAAAUAUUAUGAACAAGGUGAUAAAGAAAUUGAUGAGUUUUUAAAAGAUAUAGUUUAUCGAAAAAAUAUAGCAACGCUUACAUUACAAUCAUUUGAAAACGCAUUUAAUCAACUGGAUCAGUGCCUUACACCACGUCUGUCACAAAUUCAAGAAUAUUGUCAAUCUAUUGAAGAACUCGAAUUAGAACGAAUUCAAAAAAUUCGUGAUUUGUUUCAAUAUUAUUCUGAACAUUUAUAUCGAACACAUCAUUUAUCGGAGAAUGAUACCGCCAGUGCAUUAGAAAAACAAGUGAUCGAAUUAAAUUCGCAAAUAUUUGAUAAUCGUCGAACAUAUGCUGAACUAGAAGCUAAAUUAUUAACCGGUGAAACUAUUCGUAUUCAUCGAUUUCAAAAUGAACUUGCCGCAUAUCAAACUAAAUGGAAAGAUGCAGUAUGGAUUAUAGAAAAACAAAGUUGGAUUUCAAAAUUGUCUCAAUGCAAAGCUGAGUUAGAUUCUACAAUUUCAUCAAAAUGUAAACCAAUUGGCUUGGAUAUGGCUGCACUAACGAAAUUGCUUGUAGAACAUAUGAAUAAAUUAAAAUCAUUUGUUCCACCUACGUCAACACGUGAAAAUAUACAAAUAUGGCAUAAACAAGGCUAUGUUAUAGUCAACAAAAUAGUUAUGAAGCGACAAGAACUUAUAGAGCAAAUAAAUGAAAUUACUAGUGAUGAAAUAAAGACAUUAAAACAAGAAUCCCAAUUAAUUCGAGAAAAAGUGUUGAACAAUAAAGUUUUUAAUGAAGAACAAUUACAAGCUAUAUUUGUUCUUGAUAUUGAACCAUUGUUGGAAGAGCGAAAACAAUUUUUACAACAAUCAGUUAUCGAACGAUUUCAAGCUGUCUAUGAACAACUAACUAAUGGAAUGUAUGAAAUUCUUGAUCGGCUCUUAGCUUUCGUAAAACCUGCAGCUGAACAAUGGGAUGAUCAUCAAGAUCGUCUUGAACACGUUACUGCACAACUAACCACCAUGAUGCAAGAAUGUCGACGACCACAUGAUCUUCAAAAUGAAAAAAAAUUAACAAGACUUGAUGCAACGCUAGAUGAAAUGAGAUGUGCAUCGAAUGAAACAGCAUUAUCACGUCUUUUAACUUCUUCUUACGACCAAUUAGAUAACAUUAAAGCAACUUUUGCACAAUUUUAUGAAACAGAACAUAAUAUUGUAAAUAAAUAUUCUGAUAUGAUUGCUGAUGAAGUUAAUCGAUAUAAAAAUGAAAUGUUGAAUUAUUUUCAUGCUCGACAAAUCGAUGAAAAUAAAUCUAAUGGUCAAUUUUCAUCAUCAACACGUAAAUACCAUACAACAUCAUUGACAGGAGCAGUUUAUGAACUUCAAGGUUAUUUUAAUGAUGAAUCAGAUAUUACACUGAAAUUUAGUUCGACUAGUGAUGACGAACAGUUAGGAAAAUCACCUUUUAGAGAAAGAAAUUCAAAUACGUCUAAAAAUUUAAACAAUGGAUCAAGUCAACUCGAUCAACUUCAAACACAAACAUUUCUAACUGAAACGGUGAACUUAGAUACAGAAACAUCAACGAAUAAAACAUCGUCUAUACCAUUUUAUGAUUCACUGCAAAUACCGUCGAAUCUCGUCGAUGCUCUUACACUUAAACUAUGCCGUGCUUUUCUGGAUUAUUAUGAUCAAUGGAAAGAAGAAACACUAAAAAGAGCUGAUGGAAUUAUGUAUUCAAAACAUGAUGAAUUAGAGAGAGAAAUGGAUUUUCAAAUGCAUUUACAUGAACCAAGACGUGUCAGAAUUGAAACCGAUAUACAUAAUGUUAGAGCAGCCGAAAUUGUUAUGCAUGACGAACGAGUUGAACGCCAUCUACGUGGUGUGCAGGAAACUUUAGAACAAAUUGAUGCUGAUUAUAUUCGAAUGUUGAAAACAUUUAGUAAAUCAUUGACAAGUUAUAAAGAUGAUGUAUUCAAUCUCGAAGAAGUAUUUGUCAAUGCAACAACAAGCAAUCGUCUGUUAGCAUUGAAAGAUCGUCUAGAUAAACAACGUACUAUAUUAAUGGAUGAUAUUCGAACAUCACUAAGAGGUUUUCGUCAACGCUUUGAUGAUUCUAUGCAAUAUUUACGACAAGCAAAUGUUAAAUUUCGAAAAUCUUUCAAAACAUUUUCUGAAGGUGGCAAUUUCAGUCGUGAAGAAAUUGAAAUCUAUCGAAAAAAACUUGAGAAAACUAUGCUUCAAAUAGAUAAAGCUGAAACGACAAUAUUGCAUGAAUUGGAAAAAGUUGGAAAAAAGCAAUUAGAAGAAGCAACUAAAAUUAUGAAUCAAUUUCAAGAACGUUUUAAGAACCAUUUGACUGAUUUAAAAUUUAUUGAAUUAGCAAAUCGAUGGAUAAGUGAAACACAAGUUAAAAUAAAAGGCGAAGUUGCGAUUAAUAAUCAAAAUGCACAAAUACUUAAAACACUUAUUGGAGCAUAUCAAGUUAAAAUGGAUUCAAUUCUCAAUCCAAAUUUAGAUAAACCAUUGGCAACAGCCAAUGAAAUUCGAGAACUUUUUCAUGAAAUCGUUUUAAAGACAUAUGAAAGAGCAUUAUAUUUAAAAUGUCUUAAUAAUGAAUUGGCUAUACCAGCUUCAAUUAUUAAUAAUCUUAAAGAUAAAGGAUUAAUUGCUGAAAAAGAAUUAGUUAAUGAUCUUCUUCAUGUUAGUGGAACAGAAGAUGGAACUUCAUCACGACGCCCAUCAAGACUAAGUGUUGGUGCUACUAGUAAUAAUGAUGAAACAAAAUCGGUUAAAUUUGCAUCAUCAUCAUCAGUAACAACAGCGUCUUCUCGAAAUAAAACCGACUCAACUACAUUGAUUAAUCUUACUGGCGGACAUCCAGAAGAUUUAGAUACAAUAUCAACAAUACGAUGUAUUCUACACCAAACUGAAACAUUAGAAUCGGAUGAAAUCGUUGAACCUGGUAUACCUGCUGCUUUAGAAAUUCAAACACGAACAGUUGCUGCCGAUUCAUCAGCAAGACGAUCUCUUGACAAAAAAACAAAAGAAAAUGAUAAAAAUCAUAGACUAUCAAUUAUAGAAUCAUCCAUUGAAGAAGGAACAGCAACAACCAGUCGACAUGAUCGCCCAAGUCGUGCUCGAACACGCGAUGAAAUCUAUAAAAUUUAUUGUGUAUUUGGUGAAAAGAAACAUCCUGAUAAAGAUUUUUUAUCUAACAUAUUGAAUAUUCUACGAGAAUCAACAGAAGGUUUACUGACACAUUCUGAAAUAUUUUAUCGAGACAAAGGCAAUCGUCCUGUGACACGUCCUCAGGUAUUACGUGAGAAAUUCGAUGAAUUUGCUUAUUCGAUGAUAGAAAAAUUAAAAAAUUAUGAACAACAAUGUCGUACUUAUCAUGAAAAUUCUAUCAAUGAAUUUCAUUUUAUGCUCGAACUAUUCGAACGUACAUCAUCGUUAAUGCCAAAAAUUGAAUUUAAUGAACAAAUAUUUCAAUCAGAAAAAGUUCUUAUUGAAUUUAAACAACAAUUUGAUAUGAUAAUUGAUAAAGAACUAAAUCAAUCGAAUUGUGAAAAACAAACUAAUCUACAACAACUCCGUCCAACAUACGGUGCUCCGGCAAAGAAAAGCUAUUUACAAGCGAUUGACAAUCAAGAAAAAUUACGUCAAGAAAAUAUACAAAAACUAAUUAGUCAACUUCGAUCAACUACAAUUCAAAAUAUUCAAGCAAACGCACAAGAAAUAGUUCAGUUAUUAGCAACAAAUGCUGAACGUUUAUUAAUUCUUUUCGAUGAAAUAUUGACAGCUGAUGAAAUAACACGAACAAAAUUACCAUUAGUCAAGCAAUCGCUAUCGGAAUUGAUAAAACGUCAACAAGCAGGAAAAUCUCUCGAAGAUUCUGAGCCAACUCCAUUGAUUGAACGUAAACAAGGUCAUUGGCCAGGUUUAACAUUAAUUGAUAAUCAAUUAAAUCGACGACGUGAAUCAAUAAAAUCCAAAAAACGUUUAUCCGUAGCAAGUCUACGAGAAGCAUCAGCUUCGAUUGUUACACAAAAAACGACAUUACCACAAAUUGAAACAAUAGUACAUAGAGAUCAAGCUUACCAAUCAUACAAAGAUGUAUUAAUUCAAUUAUUAGCUUACGUUGAAGGAAAAUGUUCAACAGCAAUAGUCGAGCUUGAACGAGAUCGAUCAUAUUGGAAUUCAUCAAUUGAAAAAUUACAACAAUUAAGAAUAACUUGA
Messenger RNA from Rotaria socialis, 4761 nucleotides. The record is from the annotation of a GenBank genome assembly. Lineage: Eukaryota; Metazoa; Rotifera; Eurotatoria; Philodinida; Philodinidae.